AUGGCUAUCUUAUUGAUCGGUGGCACCGGAAAAACCGCCCGACGUCUGGCACGUCUGCUGCAGGAGGCCCAAAUCUCGAUAUUGAUCGCCUCGCGCCGUGCAGAAGAAAGCGGAGCCAGCUCUCCCGGCACUGAUGUCGUCCGGUUCGACUGGCUGGACCCUUCGACGUAUGAGAAUCCGUUCAAGAAUGCCCGCAUCACGGCGGCUUACAUCAUGAAUCCUAUCGUGGAGAACCCGGAUAUCUCCAUGAAAGCAUGGAUCGACUAUGCCAUUCAGAAUCACGGUCUCCGGAGAUUUGUUUUGGUGGCAGGAACCACAGCAUCCCCGGGAUCACCCGGCGUUGGGGGCGUGUGGCAGCAUUUCCUGGAUACCGGGGUCGACUACUGCGUGCUGCGUCCGACCUGGUUCAUGGAGAAUCUGACCGAUGGACCCGCGUGCCGGACCAUCAAGACCGAAGGCAAGAUCUAUUCCGCCACCGGGGACGCGCAAUUCCCUUUUGUAAGCGCGGAGGAUAUCGCGGCGGUGGCGCUUCGUGCCCUCACAGAUCCCCGUUCCCAUAACUGUGAUUAUAAACUGCUUGGCCGGGAGCUGUUGACUUACGAUCAGGUUAUUAUCCCUCCUUUCCCUCGUCCGCUUUUGUUUCUUUCCUCUGUACCAGUCGCGGCGAAGCUGAGCCAAGCUCUUGGUCGGCGGGUUGAACAUGUGAAACUUACCGCAGAUGAGCGAGUGCAGGCUUUCCUCAAAGCUGGGCUAUCGGAUUACUACGCGAAUUUCCUGGUAAAUGUCGAGACUAAGAAGGAGGACUUGGGAAGAUUCCUACAUGAAGAUGCCAUUCGGAAGGUGACGGGGAAGACGCCUAAGACUUUUGAUGAGUUCAUUCAAGAGAAUAAGGCAAUAUGGGAGGAGGCUCAACGACUCUGA
Molecule: messenger RNA, 921 nt
Organism: Penicillium macrosclerotiorum
Lineage: Eukaryota; Fungi; Ascomycota; Eurotiomycetes; Eurotiales; Aspergillaceae
Exons: 2
Coding region: 1-921 (306 amino acids)
Source: RefSeq, a predicted model, not a curated record